Python bivittatus (Burmese python) is the source of this 2597-nucleotide messenger RNA. The record is from RefSeq and is a predicted model, not a curated record. NCBI's taxonomy places the organism in Eukaryota, Metazoa, Chordata, Lepidosauria, Squamata, Pythonidae.
GUGCUGGCUUACAUAAUGGGCAGUGGCAUUCUGUAUCUUUGUCAACCAAAAAGAAUCGUGUAACCUUAAUGGUAGAUAAUGAAGCAAUGUCUACAUCGCAUAUGUUAGUACCUAUGCACAUAUUUUCAGGAGACACCUAUUACUUUGGAGGAUGCCCUAUUAAUGUCAACAAUUCAGAAUGUAAGAACCCCUAUAGUAGCUUCCUUGGAUGUUUGAAACAAAUUUCCAUUGAUGGCAAACCUGUAGAUUUAAUUUCAGUUCAAAAAAAUUCAGUGGGACAUUUCAGCGACCUUCAGAUAGAUUUGUGUGGCAUUAUAGACAGAUGUCUGCCCAAUUAUUGUGAACAUGGUGGUGAAUGCUCACAGUCCUGGAACAGUUUUUAUUGCAACUGUGCAAACACAGGUUACACGGGGGCUACAUGUCAUUAUUCUAUAUAUGAGCAAUCAUGUGAAGCUUAUAAGCACAGAGGGAACACUUCAGCUUUUUACUACAUCGAUUCAGAUGGGAGUGGCCCCCUAGGGCCAUUUCUUGUAUACUGCAAUAUGACAGACACCACUUGGACAAUUAUACAGCACAACAACACUGAGUUAACCAGAGUCAAAACUGCUAAUCGGGAGAACCCUCACAGUGUGUUUUUCAAAUAUGCUGCCAGCCUAGAACAGCUCCAGGCUACAAUUAACCAUGCAGAACAAUGUGAACAGGAGCUUGCUUACCACUGCAAAAAGUCACGGCUUUCUAACAAGCAAAAUGGAAUUCCAUUCAGCUGGUGGAUUGGAAAAAUCAAUGAGACACAGACUUACUGGGGAGGUUCCACUCCUGAUGUUCAGAAAUGUGCUUGUGGAAUAGAAGGAAGUUGCAUUGAUUCCCAACAUGAUUGUAACUGUGAUGCUGACAGAAAUGAAUGGACAAAUGACACAGGACUUCUGUCCUACAAAGACCAUUUGCCAGUAACAGAACUUGUCAUCACAGAUACAGGCCGUCCAAAUUCUGAAGCCGCUUAUAAACUUGGACCUUUACUCUGUCAGGGUGAUAGAGAGUUUUGGAAUGCAGCCUCCUUCAACACUGAAGCCUCAUACCUCCAUUUUCCCACUUUUCAUGGAGAACUAAGUGCAGACGUGUCCUUUUUCUUUAAGACUACAGCUUCUUCUGGUGUGUUUUUGGAGAAUCUGGGAAUCAGAGACUUCAUAAGAAUAGAACUGCAUUCACCACUUGAAGUGACAUUUUCAUUUGAUGUGGGAAAUGGGCCUAAUGAAAUCACAGUGCAGUCACCCAUUCCCUUAAAUGACAACCAGUGGCACUAUGUGAAGGCUGAAAGAAACAUCAAAGAGGCAUCGCUGCAAGUAGACCAGCUCCCUCAAAGGACUCACACAGCUCCAUCUGAUGGGCAUAUCCGUUUGCAGCUCAACAGUCAGCUCUUUGUUGGUGGGACGGCAUCAAGACAAAAAGGAUUUUUGGGAUGUAUUCGUUUUUUACAAUUAAAUGGAGGAGCCCUUGAUUUGGAAGAAAGAGCCAAAGUAACCCCUGGUGUAAAGCCAGGUUGUCCUGGACAUUGUAGCAGCUAUGGUAACUUAUGUCACAAUGGAGGAAAAUGCAAAGAGAAAUACAAUGGAUUCUCUUGUGAUUGCACUUUUUCUGCAUAUACAGGGCCAUUCUGUAAGAAAGAGAUAUCUGCAUAUUUUGGAGCUGGUUCAUCAGUAAUAUACAACUUUCAAGAAUCCUACAAUGUUGCCAAGAACUCCAGUUCACAUGCAGCUUCUUUCCAUCCCGACAUGACACUAACCAGAGAAGCGAUUACACUGAACUUUCGAACAACACGGAUUCCAAGCUUACUUCUUUAUGUAAACUCAUUCUACAAGGAAUAUCUUUCAGUUAUUCUUGCCAAAAAUGGAAGUUUACAGAUCAGAUAUAAGCUAGAUAGCCAUCGAGAUCCCGAUAUCUUUAGCGUCAGUUUCAAAAGUAUGGCUGAUGGACAGCUUCAUCGUGUGAAGAUUAAAAGAGAAGAAGAAAAACUAUUUGUGGAGGUUAACCAGAAUGAAAGGAUGAAGUUCUUUCUGUCUUCAGACAUUCAGUUCAAUGCAAUCAAGUCUCUCAUUCUUGGCAAGAUCCUUGCAGAGAAUAGCGAUGUAGACCCAGAUACCAUGAAGGCAAACUCCCAGGGGUUUAUUGGAUGCCUCUCUUCAGUGCAGUUCAAUCAUGUUGCUCCUUUGAAGGCUGCUCUGCACCAUCCCAGCUCAGCUCCAGUCAUUGUUAAAGGACAUUUCAUGGAAUCCAACUGUGGGACUUUAACUGGAGCUGAUACAGCAUCAAGUGAAACAACCCAUUCAUUUGCAGAUCAUUCAGGACCAAUGGAUGAAGGGGAGCCUUUAGCUAAUGCAAUAAGGAGUGAUUCUGCAAUUAUUGGGGGUGUGAUCGCUGUUGUGAUAUUCAUUCCACUUUGCAUUGCUGCCAUUGCUGUACGGAUUUAUAAAAAGAAAAGUAUAUAUAAAAAAAAGGAGGUGAAGGGAUCAGAAAAUGAGGAUAGUGCUGAGACUGUCCUGAAAAAUGAGAUCAACGUGCAAAAUACAAUCAAUGAAAAUCAAAAGGAAUAUUUCUUCUGA